AGGGGCUGCAAAUAUUUUCAUACUCCAGACUUCCAGCGGAGGAAGAAGAUGGCAGCCGAAGCGUGAUUUUAUCAAAUAUAACCCCGAGCUCCGCGUAUUAAAAUAGUAGUUUACCUAAAAAUAUAAAGUAAUAUUAAUGAAAACCCGAAGAGGGACGAAUAAAUUAACCAAACGAACGAAUAUACCGAAUAAAAUAGUGAAAUAGGUUGAUUGUUGCGUUUACUUCUUUUUCACAUUACAUUUCAUUGUGAUAUUAAUGAUAAUCUGACUUAAAUGGAAAAAAAUCAAAUUCAAGAGAAAAAAGGCGAAGAAACGUAGAAGGAGAAAAAAGAACGGGUUCAAUCGGCCGCGAUAUAUAGGGGAACGUGUUUGAAUUAUAAAAAAUAAAUGAAAUAAAAUCGAAGAUAAUACAAAUUAACAAUAAUUAUCGAAUCGAAUGAACUAACGUAUUAGUUAGGUCGUGAUAUAACAAUAACAAUUAUUAUUAUCAUUUAAUUUUCGUAUCCUAUAUGGCGUACGCGGUUUUUAUAUCCGCGAUAGGUUACUACAAUAAUUCUUAUAGGUACCAAUGAUGAUUAUACGUAACAUGAGAAAAAUCGACUGCAUCAUAGUGUUUCACGAGCGUCAUGUAAAAUGGAAUUAAACAAUGUUGUUAAGACAUAAACAUGUUUUGGGUAUAUUGUGGACUCUUUGUUCUCGUGAUUGCUGUACCUGGAUUUACUAACAGCGCCGACAGCACGUCGAAGCGAGAAGCCGACUAUACCUUAGAUGAUUCCUUUUGGAAUGAAGAGAGUCCUGUUGGUGAGGUCGAGAGAUUACUUCGAGAAUAUCGCCAAAACCAAGAGCUAGUACGAAAUAUUGGGGCUCAUUAUUAUCAGAUCAUCUAUCCGGUACAGUUGCGGCAUCACGAGAAGAUGGGAAUUUCCACAAGAGAAGUUGGAGCGAAGAAUCCACCGAGAAACGGACACAUGGGAGAUAACAAUUACCAGGGUCAGAGAGGACGAUUACGCACUGGAAAACACUAUCAUCGGACAUCAAUUCUUCUCAAGGCCUUCAAUCACAAAUUUCGACUAGACUUAGAAUUAAAUACGCAACUUUUAGCACCGAAUUUGGUUCAAAGGCACCACUUUCCAAAUGGUGCGGAACAAGUAUCGAAACAGGAAAUCGAACACUGCUUUUAUCAUGGAACCGUCAAGGAUUAUCCGGGUGCAAGUGCGGCCUUUCAUACCUGCGACGGAGUGAGCGGGGUCAUCCAUUUGGGCAACGAAACAUUCGUUAUGCAUCCUUUCUACGGCGGUGACAUGUCGCAGAAACAUCCACACGUCAUAUUUGAAGCUCGUACAAAGGCUGACAAGGGGUGCGCGAAUUCGGCGAAUCCUAAAUUACCACCUGCAAAAAGCCGACGACAAAAACACAUCGUCAAUCUCGCCGAAGAUAUAACUUUUAGCCGAUACAAACGGGACGUCAGAGAAGCCACGAAGUACAUCGAGACCGCGAUGGUUAUAGACAAGGCCAUGUUCGAAAAAAGGAACGGCAGUACGAGAUUACAAGUUGUCUACGAUGCUAUACAAGUUGCUAACAUCGCGGACUUGUAUUAUCGUACGCUGAACACGAGGGUUUCCGUGGUUUACAUAGAAACGUGGCAAGGUACCAACCAGGCGCCGAUAAAUGAAACCGGUGAAAUUCUCAAGGCGCUCCAUAAUUUCGACGAUUACACGAAGAGGAAACUAUUCAAUGUCGGAAAAGACACGACCCAGUUACUCACGGGUGAAACUUUUCACGGAGAAUCCGGAAUCGCCGCGCCGAACACCGUUUGCUCUCAGACAUCGGUCGGCAUCAGCGUCGACCUCAAUAGCUACGAACCUCACCUGGUCGCCGGAACGAUGGCUCACAUGAUAGGCCACAACAUCGGAAUGGAUCACGACAACGGACGUGAGCAAUGCGUAUGCAGAGACUGGCACGGUUGCAUAAUGGCGCAGUCCAUCGUUGGGGUGGACAAUGUCCAGCCCUACAAGUUCUCCGAAUGCAGUAAAUCCGACUACGAAGACGCACUGAGAAAUGCUCGCGGAAUUUGCUUGCUGAACAAACCGAACGAGCUCGCACCAUCGGUGACCGGCACUUGCGGUAACAAGAAGAUAGACGCCGGCGAGGUCUGCGAUUGCGGCACGAUCGACGAUUGUCACGAAAAAGAUCCAUGCUGCGAUCCAAUUACUUGCGCACUCACUUCGAAAGCCCAGUGCGCCGGAGGCCCGUGCUGCGAAAAUUGCAAGUUUCGUGCUCGGGGCGUUGUUUGUCGGGAGUCAACAAACGAGUGCGACCUUUCCGAAGUAUGUUCUGGGGAAUCGGGACAGUGCCCGGCCGACGUCUACAAGAAAAACGGAAGUCCAUGUGGUAACAAGAACGGAUAUUGCUUCGACGGUUUCUGCCCCGCGCUGAAUUUCCAGUGCCAACAGCUAUGGGGCUACGGAGGCGUUGCAGCGGACAAGCAAUGCUUCGAACACUUCAACUCGAGAGGUUCGAUCAACGGACACUGCGGAACCAAUGCCGAUGGUCAUCUCGUCAAAUGCGAAGCUGAUAAUAUCCGAUGCGGUUCGCUGCAUUGUCAAUCCGGGAACAAGCAACCGAUCAUUCCCGGUAUGGAUCAACUUUAUUCAAGGGCAAUAAUAUCCGUGAGGGGACAGGACUACGAAUGCAAGUCGACGAGUGGCACGGUACAAGGCUCAGAAAUGCCUGGAAUGGGUCUUGUUAGAGACGGGACUACGUGCGGCGAAAAUCUGAUAUGCAUCAAUCAGACAUGCAUGAGUCGCUUUCCGUACGAGCAUCAGGGUAAAUGUCCUACCAAUCACGGCGACACCGAAUGCUCGGGAAACGGAGUGUGCACGAAUAAAAAUAAAUGCUAUUGUAACGAUCGCUGGACGGGGCCAGAUUGCUCGAUAGCUCAGGAGCUGACAACAGCAGGGCCCACAACACCCAGCACUCCAGUGCCUGGUAAAUCUGACCUAGAGAGUAAAAUGGCGAAGAAAGAAACCCCCUACGAGAACUACCACGGCUCAAACACUAUAUUUUUAGUUGGUAUGCUCAUGUCGGUGGUAGGGGGUGUUUUCAUAGUAUUUGCUCUGAUGGCUCUCUGCUACAGGUCAGUCGUAGUACAUAAAAACUUCUCCCUCUGUCUCAGAAGGAAAAGCACCAUUCAGAAAUAUGAUCCACCAUACUCAAAGAAACCAGUACAGAAAAACUACAGCGGUGUUUCCGGUACCCAUAAUCCAGAGGAUGCCGCCCUGGACAGAGUUAACAAGAUGCUCACCUUCGGCAGCAUGCCGUCGUACAGCCGCGACGAGAGUCAGCGCGUCCUGUUCCGAUCCAUGAAUAACGUCGGCCCGACCGCCACGGACGGGACACGGCUCAAGGAACACAAGCCGCAGACGAAGAGGUCGGGCAUGGAGGUGGAAGAUGGAGGUACGGGAGCCGAGGAGGCUGUCUCUUUCAUUGAUCUUCCACCAAACAAUCACGCAAAGUUGCCUGAGAAGGGAAUUUUAAAGAAACACGGUGGUUAUGGGGCUGGAACUAUAGCGGAGGUCGAAAGGAAACUGAAAAGCUUGAACAUUUAUCACGGGGAUUUGAUGGAAGCCGUUCGCGCCGCCGAGCUUCAUGGAUUAGCAGCGACUCCGUCUGGUAGUUGCAGCCUCCUCAGCGAUGACAUUGGAAGGAAGUCACUCGUCGACUGUGGGUACCCGGAUUCGUAUGGGAAAUGCUCCGAUAGUCAAGACAAUAUGUGCGACAACAUCGACGAUCACUUAGAGAACCGUGAUGACGAGGAUGACGACGGCUCGGUGCCACAAUGCGGUCCCAUUCGCAUACGCAAUCUUGAGGACAUCAUCAGGCAGCUUGAGCAUCACUCGACACGCAACAUGAGUCCAAGCGGUUCCGAGGACAUUAGAAUAUCCGAAAGCGAUCGUCAGUACAGGGUAGAUUCGUCCGUAUGCAGCGAGUCUUCCCAGGGGAGUCGUCGAUGCAGUCGUGGACGUGACGACGAUACCAGAUUCGUUUACGGUCGAUAUCGCCAGCCCUCUGGGCGCAGUCCGUACGGUAUCCAUCAAGGUGGUAUAAGUCGUCAAAUGCACGAAGAAGAAGGUAUCUACGAAACUGCUGAUCCAGAUAGAGGCUCAAACAAUAGGGGUGAAACACCUGACAGUGAAAGUGAUGCAUUUAUUCAAGCUCAACUACAGCUAGCCCGGUGGAUUAAUGAGGAUGGAGUUGAAUAUCGACCGCCGCAGCAGCGACCGCCCUUCCAUGCGCCAGCAAAAUUGACAAAUCUGCAGCCACACCUGCAGUUGCUGUUACAGUUGCAGAAACAACAUCGUCAGCAUCAGGAGCAGCAAAAUAAACAGUCUGCGCUCGAUCAGCAGCUGCAGGGUAACAAGGGGCAGCAGAAUGAUGAAGAAGAUCAGGAUCAGCGUGAGGAAGAGCUGCUACAGAAUACGGGAAAUCUUCCGAUGAAGCAACGCGGUUAUUAUCCCUCCCCACCCCACUCAGAAAAUAGCCUCGACCUGCACGGCGAGGUUCGAAAUGCUCAAUCCCAACAAGAAAACCCCCCCGAAGAAAUAAUAAUUCAUGGAAUCGAUGUUAAUCAUUUGCCUAAUGUUAACAAUUCCCGACUAGACGAUAAUUUUAGUCUAGAUUGUAACAUAAAAAACGAUUCCCAAAAAGAAUUAAAUACCAACAACACUAGUGAUAAUGAAAAUACUGCCCUACUGCCCCCUUCACAUUUUGCUGAGUACAACCAUUGAUAAUUAUUAAUCGAUGACAGAUAGUGUCCAAAACAUAGUGGUGUGAUUUAAUCUUGAACUCGCAUUUUAUACUGAGAAAUAGUGUACAUAACGAUAAACUAUAAUUGCAACAAUAGGUAUUAAAUUAUAAUGAAUUAAAAUAAUCUAUAUGAAAUGUUUAUUAAUAAACAUUAGUAAAACA
Athalia rosae (coleseed sawfly) is the source of this 4968-nucleotide messenger RNA. It is a transcript of the gene mmd, whose product is annotated as disintegrin and metalloproteinase domain-containing protein 11. The transcript is spliced from 25 exons. Lineage: Eukaryota; Metazoa; Arthropoda; Insecta; Hymenoptera; Athaliidae. Gene Ontology annotation, molecular function: metalloendopeptidase activity. The coding region runs from base 666 to 4787 and encodes 1373 amino acids. The record is from RefSeq and is a predicted model, not a curated record. Gene Ontology annotation, biological process: membrane protein ectodomain proteolysis.